GUUUUGAUCUUGCAUGAUAUGACUGCUUGAUAAUAGUACAUAGACUGUUCGCAUUCACUCUGCAUGUGGGGGUGUCCGUCUAGCCGCUAUUCAAAUAUGCAAGAUACGUGGUGCCAAAGUAUCUAAGGCGAGAAGCAUUACUCCCCGUCUUUCCUAACGAAUGAGAACAAUCUAUGCAACUGUUGGAACUCAACUGGAAAGGGAACUAUCUCGUGCAUAAUUUGGGCAUCCACUCUUCCCAUGUAUUUGCUUCCAGGAGCACAAGCUUUCUUCACUCCGUAUUGGAAGCAACAGGUGGACGCGGCGUGAAUAUUGUUCAGAAUUCGCUCGCUGGACCCUUGCUGCAUGCCUCGUGGGCGUGCGUUGCCCCAUUUGGAAGGAUGGUUGAAAGUAGGGAAGCGGGACUUUCUCCUAAACGGCAUGCUCACUCUGAAGCCAUUUAUCCGAAACCGUGCCUUUCUUGGUGUCGACCUGCUCCAGAUAAUCUUGAGAAUGGGGUGAUAUAUGGCAAGUCAGUAUUCCGAGCAUCAGACCGUCAUUGAUUUGCAGGCUAGUACCUCAGACAGCGUAAUUUAUAAAUUCACGGCAUUAUAUACCCAGGGCGAUAUCCCUCCCAUUUACCCGGUCACAGUGUUUGAAGCCAGCGACAUAGUAGAAGCCUUCCGGUAUAUGCAGCAAGGCAACC
This is a messenger RNA of Aspergillus eucalypticola CBS 122712, 685 nucleotides long. RefSeq lists its product as uncharacterized. Bases 174 to 542 code for a protein of 122 amino acids. The transcript has a single exon. NCBI's taxonomy places the organism in Eukaryota, Fungi, Ascomycota, Eurotiomycetes, Eurotiales, Aspergillaceae. The record is from RefSeq and is a predicted model, not a curated record.